This is a messenger RNA of Stegodyphus dumicola, 1137 nucleotides long. RefSeq lists its product as uncharacterized. Lineage: Eukaryota; Metazoa; Arthropoda; Arachnida; Araneae; Eresidae. The record is from RefSeq and is a predicted model, not a curated record.
AUGAAAACGUGGAAGAAAAUAUUUGAUUUAAAAAGUUUGGGAAUCGCGUGCAAUGAAAAUUUUAAAGAUGAUGAAGUUUUAAGGGAAUUCGAAAGCUCUAUAAAAAUGGUUAAUAGUCGCUAUGAAGUCAGUCUUCCGUGGAAUGAAAAUGUUGAAUUUUUAUCCGAUAACUAUGCCAUUGCCGAAGAGCGUUUUAAAAAAUUGGUUAAUAAAUUUAAUAGAAAUCCUUUCUUUCUUAAUCAAUAUAAGGAAAUCAUUUCGAAGCAUGUUGCUGAAGGAAUAGCCGAAAAGGUUGAUUCCAGUAUGUCUGAAAGUAAAUCUAAAGUUUAUUAUAUGCCUCACCAAGCAGUAAUUCGUGAAGAUCAAUUAACUACAAAAAUGAGAAUUGUUUUUGAUGCAUCUUCAAGUGUAAUAAACUCCGUUUUCCUUUUUGACUAUCUGAACCCCGAUCCGAAUUUAACGUCAGAUUUGUUGGCGUUAUUUCUGCAGUUCAGAUUGAACAGGGUUACCUUGACAGCUGAUAUUGAAAGUGCAUUCUUGCAGAUGGCAUUAGCACCGGAAGACAGAGAUGCUGUCAGAUUUCUGUGGAUUAAAGAUGAUACGAACAUGGAACCAGAAAAGCUGAGAAUGACGCGGGUUAGUUUUGGACUAAGGUCAAGUACAUUCUUGCUAAAUGCAACAUUGAAACACCACGUAAGUGAGUAUGAAAAAGACUACCCAAUUGCGUUCCAAAUCAUAAGUAACAAAUUAUAUGUUGAUGAUCUUAUCCAUAGUUUGCAAGAUGAAGGAACUGCCUUUAAAGUACAUCGACAGGGGAAGUUCGUUUUAGGAGGAGCUGGAUUUACCAUGAGGAAAUGGCGAACAAACACUCUACUUCAGGAUCGAUUCAAUGAGAAAACUGCUUUUGAUAAUUCGUUUUGUAAGGUACUCGGCUAUUGCUGGAAUUCUUUGGAAAAAUGUAUAAGCAUUGACAACGAAAUGUUGUUGAAUACGAAAAAUGCAUAUGAAUUCAAAUCGUCGAAAAGAAGUGUAAUACGAACUGCUGGAAAGGUGUUUGAUCCAACUGGACUCAUUUCUCCGUUCACAAUUAGGACUAAAAUGAUACUUCAAGAAAUAUGGAAGAGAAGGCUGAAAUAG